This is a messenger RNA of Dalotia coriaria, 2358 nucleotides long. RefSeq names its product Serine/threonine-protein kinase polo (gene polo). The transcript is spliced from 6 exons. Gene Ontology annotation, cellular component: nucleus; cytoplasm; spindle pole. Gene Ontology annotation, biological process: mitotic spindle organization; protein phosphorylation. The coding region runs from base 306 to 2069 and encodes 587 amino acids. Gene Ontology annotation, molecular function: protein serine/threonine kinase activity; ATP binding; protein binding. NCBI's taxonomy places the organism in Eukaryota, Metazoa, Arthropoda, Insecta, Coleoptera, Staphylinidae. The record is from RefSeq and is a predicted model, not a curated record.
UAACAAAAGUAUAACGUGCGUUCAGAAUCCUGUUUACCGCUCACUACGCAUGCGCUGUUUUUAUGGCAACACACUGACGGUUAGUUGACGGUUGCACGCUGGACGACAGUUUUUCGAAUCGAAUAUUUUGUAACCGCCAAGCACGUUUUCAUCUCACCAGUCGCUGCCAUUCCUGUCGCGCUGCGCGUCUUGCCGUUUCGCGCAAGCACCAUUCAAGCACUCCGGCUCAAAUACACUCACCCGCGAGUCAAAAGCAUACUAUAUUAACAUAUUUUAUAUUUAUUAUAUUUUAAUCGGAAGGCAGGAUGUCGCGCGACGAGAAAAAUGAGAUUAUUCCUGAUCAAAUAUAUGAUUCCAACACGAAGAUGAUGUACAGGAAGGGCCGGUUUUUCGGCAAGGGUGGCUUUGCAAAGUGCUACGAGAUAACCGACACCAAUGGGUUGGUUUAUGCGGGAAAGAUUGUCUCCAAGACACUCAUGCAGAAACAAAAUCAGCGGGAUAAAAUGACGCAAGAGAUUGCCAUUCAUCAGUCACUGAGGCAUAAACACAUUGUUGGUUUUAAUGGAUUUUUCGAAGACGUGCAUAAUAUUUACGUUGUGCUGGAAUUAUGUCGCAGACGGUCAAUGAUGGAACUACACAAACGCCGAAAAGUGCUCACCGAGCCGGAGACACGCUUCUACAUGAAGCAGCUUAUCUCUGGUAUAGAUUACCUGCACUCUAACAACAUCAUACAUCGCGAUCUUAAGUUAGGCAACAUCUUUCUGAACGACGAGCUGAACGUGAAGAUUGGUGAUUUUGGGCUGGCGGCCAAAAUUGAAUUCGAUGGCGAACGUAAGAAGACGUUAUGCGGAACGCCGAAUUAUAUUGCGCCGGAGAUUCUUACGAAGAAGGGUCACUCGUUCGAGGUGGACGUCUGGUCAUUGGGAUGCAUCAUGUACACGCUACUCAUUGGUCGGCCACCGUUCGAGACAAGUAGCUUGAAAGAGACUUAUUCAAAAAUUAAGAAAUGUGAUUACAAAAUAUCUAAUAAUAUAUCAGAAAAUUCCAAGCAUCUCAUCAUGUUGAUGCUGCAGCAGGAGCCUUACAAGCGGCCAAAGAUCAGGCAGAUCGACGCCCAUGAUUUCUUCUUAGGUUACACGCCUUUAUCGCUGCCUAGCAGUUGUUUGUCGAUGGCACCACGUUUCGACCAAGUCGAAAGCCUCCAACGGAGGCCUCUCAUUGAAGUCAAUGGUAUUUUAAUGUUCAUAUUUUCAAAUCAAUUUAUUUUUAAAUUUGUUUUUGUUAAUUUAUUAGGUGGUGCUGCUGCCAGUUCAGUUUCGCCGUCGAAACCGCGUAAUUCUAUUGCUGCAAGCGGUGUGACUGAGUAUCGCACCAACCGUGGUUUCGAUCCUAGGGAGAAUCUACUGAUCCUGCGCAAGAUGCUCACAGACGUGUUGGCGGUGAAACCGGCGCGCAGCAAUCAGAACUUCGGCGACGAGAUGUCUGAUCCGGCUGCUCAGCCGCUGAUCUGGAUCUCCAAAUGGGUGGAUUAUUCGGACAAAUAUGGCUUUGGCUAUCAACUCUGCGAUGAGAGCGUGGGCGUUAUGUUUAACGAUUCGACGAAGUUGAUAUUACUGCCUAAUGCUAUUAACGUACAUUACGUCGAAAAGAACGGCGAUGAAAGCUAUAUGACUGUCGAUGAUUUCCCCAAGGCACUUGACAAGAAAAUGAAACUACUAUCGUACUUCAGUCGCUACAUGAAGGAGCAUCUUAUCAAAGCAGGAGCGUCGGUGGUGCGUGCUGCACCUGACUCACUCUCGCGUAUCCCGGCUUUGCACCAAUGGUGUAGGUCUACAUCCGGUGUCCUAAUGCAACUGAACAACGGCACCAUUCAAAUAAACUUUAGCGACCAUUCAAAAAUAAUCAUGUGUCCGCUGAUGGCUGCGAUCAGCUACAUCGACCAAGAUAGAUCGUUCCGCACGUUCCGGUUCGAGUCCAUUGAGCGCAACGGGUGUUCGACGAGUCUUUACGACAAGAUCCGAUAUGCGCAUGACAAGCUCGGCGGCAUGCUGGGUACGCAACCGUAUUAACAAUGCAACAUUGAUGUCCAAUGCGUAUUACGCGAUUUUAAAGAAAUUUCGAAAAUAUUCCCCGCCACAAGAUGAUAAUUGAAUAGGGAUAAAUAAGGUGAGUGAAUGUGUUCCAUUCAUCAUUGGUACUGAGAACCCACUAAUUUGUAUUGUCUUAUUUUUAAUAUUAUUGUAAUUUGUAUAUUUAUCUAUUUCAUACACGAAACUAUUAUUAACUAAUGUACGUUUAACUCGUUGUUAUAUUUAAAUUACCGUACGCUAUUUGAAUAAAACAUGUAUUUUAUAUGAA